AUGGAACACGAAACUAAACCUUUUGGAUGCACGGGUCCGGUGUCACCAAUACCGAACACCGGCACGUUGCUAUGCCGGCGUGCUAGACCUAAGCGCUGCACACAAGCUUCGGUAAUAAACGAUGCCUGGCUCCCCGUGUCUACCAUGCAUCUAACAGUGGAAAUCGUCAUAUUAUUACCUAUGACAAUAUCCACUAGUGCUGUCGAUAACAACACUGUUCCAGUGCGAGCGAGAGAAAUACUCAUCAUUCUGCUCUCAUCAGUAGCCUUAAUGUCUUAUGGCUAUAAUACCAAACUGUUCUCCCACAGUCUUGGCUCCGAACCAUCUCUCUCGAUACUCUAUGCGAGAGAUAAAAAAAGCGAUAAAGUCACCAACGAAUGUCUCAUGGAAAUGUACCCUAAAAACCUUUACAAAUAUCCGCUUCGCAUAGAUCGUAACGACAUUCCAUGCAUCAUACAUUGCGUGCUCAAAAAAUUCGGUAUUAUAAGCAAUGACGGCUUCAUAAACAUCAAGAAUUAUUAUCGAAGGGUCCAAGCGAUACACAGAUACGACCCGAGGAUAUUGAUAUCGGAUGUCGGCGAAACAUGCGCACAGAAUAUCAACGGAAUGAAUUUGGACCACGAUGUAUGUAAGAAAGCCAAAGUCUUCAACGAUUGCACGCAGCUUUAUGCGAUAUCUUACAGAGAGCCUGAAGACUGGUAGCAAAAUGAUUGAGUAACUCAAAUACAUAUCGAAGAUUCCAGAGAAAAACUAUAUAUUGAACCACCUUGGGAUAACGGAGCCACGAGUUUCCUAGUAAAAGCCUUUUGUAUUCAACUUUUUAUGUUCAUAAUAAAAUCGAUAAGCGU
Messenger RNA from Bombyx mori (domestic silkworm), 848 nucleotides. RefSeq lists its product as uncharacterized. The record is from RefSeq and is a predicted model, not a curated record. Gene Ontology annotation, molecular function: odorant binding. NCBI's taxonomy places the organism in Eukaryota, Metazoa, Arthropoda, Insecta, Lepidoptera, Bombycidae. The transcript is spliced from 2 exons. Bases 1 to 702 code for a protein of 233 amino acids.